AGCGCCUCGCCCUCGAGGAAAUCUCAUCCCUGUCAUUCAACGAAAUUCACCGUUCCAAGAAUGUCAUCAACAUUAUUUGCCUUCGUGGAAGACCAAAUUCGCACACAAUACGCACUCUACCUGGCGGAACGAUGUGCCCACCAGGGCUCCGGCAGUGGCCGAAAAUUGAAUCUGGUCCGCCUAAAACUGCGCCAGCUUCCACCGGCGCUGGCCGAGUGCACAUUCCUGGCUAAACUGUCCCUCGACGGCAAUUUGCUGUCGUCCGAAUCAAUCCUGGUCCUCGAAUCGCUCAAGUUUCUCCGGUACCUGACGCUGAACGACAACAAAUUAUGUCGAUUCCCGGAGGAGCUCUGCCGGCUCAAGUUUGUCGAGUUCCUGAACGUCGGUGGCAAUCCGAUAGACGGCCUUCCCGAAGCGAUUGGGAAAUUGAAAAAUCUCAUUUCCUUGUGGUGUAACGACAUGCUGCUGGAACAGCUGCCCGAGGCGCUGGGCUCGCUUCGGAAGCUGCGAACCUUUGGUGCACGGAACAAUCGACUGACCGGACUGCCGGACUCAUUUGGCACUGGGACGAGGAGGUUACGAUGGCUCACGUUGGCAGGAAACCGCAUCGCGAAUUUACCAGAAUCCUUUGGACAAUUGACCAACCUGACGCAUCUUAGCUUGGCCGGUAAUUGCUUGCGCGAAAUUCCUGAGGCAAUUUUGCAGCUUCAUCGUUUGAAGUAUUGUUCUUUGGUGGACAACGCGAUUGGACACGUUGACGCGACACUGCUGCUAGAGUUGAGCCACGUUGGGAAACUUGAUCUGAGCGGAAACUUGAUAGAUGCCGAGAUAUUGCAAAACUUUCAACCAAGCGGAAUGAACUACCAGUUCGACCUAACUCAAGAAAACGUACCCGCAGACUGGGAACACAGUCUUCCAAACAGUGCAAUCAAUUCACCAGACUCCAGCGACUCGGAAGAUACCGAUGUGGAACUUGUCGAGCUCAACUUCCUGGAACUGGCCAGAUAUUGCUGCACUAGCUGAGCAUGUCGAACCGGGCACUUUGAUGCUCAGAUCUGUCGCCCAUCUGCCCUCCUCUGAGAGAUACUGCGGGUGAUAUGUCUGGCCGGCUUCGCAUAGCACCGAUAUCUGAGGUUCCCACCGGGGUGAUGCAGCCUGCAGGAAG
This is a messenger RNA of Culex pipiens pallens (northern house mosquito), 1165 nucleotides long. RefSeq lists its product as uncharacterized. Lineage: Eukaryota; Metazoa; Arthropoda; Insecta; Diptera; Culicidae. Gene Ontology annotation, molecular function: protein binding. The record is from RefSeq and is a predicted model, not a curated record. Bases 61 to 1023 code for a protein of 320 amino acids. The transcript is spliced from 2 exons.